Molecule: messenger RNA, 1524 nt
Organism: Symbiodinium natans
Lineage: Eukaryota; Dinophyceae; Suessiales; Symbiodiniaceae
Source: the annotation of a GenBank genome assembly
AUGGCACACUCAGACUGCAGCGCCUUCGGCAGGAGUCCGUCGGCUAUGUUCCCGACGAAGAGCUCUGCUACCGAAUCGACCUGCAUGGAUAAGAGCCCUUUAUCUCUCAGCAUGUCCGCCUCCUUCUCCCACAGUGAAGGCCCUACGCCCGUCACAGACAAGCAAUCACGAAUGCCCAGCGAGGAGACAGCGUCCUCCCCGCGAUUCUCGGUGUCGAAGUUGCCAGAGCCAGUGGCUCGCGGCCGGCGGCUUCGAGAGCCCGUGACCCUCCAGAGCAGGCUCUCAGGCAUGGCGGCAGCCCGUGAUGGGACCCAUGCCUGCCCCGACACUCCAAGCAGCCUUUCGGAGGAAGCUGCAGGUGGCAACCCGGAUUCCUAUGGGCAGCUGGCACAAGGGUUGAUCUCCGAACCUGCGCCAGCUGGGCAGAUACCGCGGCCUUCGCUCUCCCUCAUUGAGUCCGACCUCGAGAAGCUUUACGCUGCGGCACGGGCACCCCAUGCCUGGAACUAUCCCUACCCUGGUCAGAAGAGGAUGCGCGACUUGCGCAAUCUGGCCUGCCAAGAUGAUGACAGAGAAGCAGCGUGCAUCUCUGCCAUGGAGCACUGCCCCUACUGCCGGCACUUGCCGGAGAUUCCUGCAGAGGCCCCAGCAGCGAGGGCCGGCCUGCAACAUCCUGCAGCCUACAACGAGGACUCGCGCAGCUUUUCAUUCUCGGACGCUGGACAGGACCUGUCGUUGCGCACUUCCUGGCGGUCUUUGUCUUCUUUGCAGCCGGAGCAAGGAUCUUUGCCCUGCAUGGUGCAGACGUCAACGGCGUCGCAUCGCAGGCAACAGAGCACGCGCAAUGUGGAGCAGCUGCCACAACCCCCGCGAAGUGCGCGACGGAGUUCUGAAGUACAAGCUCGAGCAUCGUUGGGAUCUCGAGCAAGUUCUCAACGAUCAAUCAGAACAGCGUCGAGCAGGCAAAGUCGCCAAUAUGCUCCUGAACGGCUUCGGGGAGAUCGGGAGCCGCCGCAGCAGAGCCUGGAGUACCAGCAAUCCAGAGCCAGCAGCUGCCAGGCACGAGCCGAGCCGCAUGCUGCACCCCCCCAUCGUUCCGUGGACAGGCGGCGCGCCGAGUCGAUCCCCGAGGUCACAAAGAUUGUGGAAAAGGCGCCUCGUGCAGCCGCCCGGGCCGACCGCCCUUCCCAAGCAUCGCUGGAUCCCAAAGAGGCAUCACGCGAUAUACACGGCCGACUGCCGCCACCGCCAGAACGAUGGCUGGAGGCACAGUCAUUCGCGGAGCCCGGACGCCAGCUUCGGCGCUUGGCGCGGCAGAGGAGGGCGCUUGCCGGCGAGCUCCGUGCCCGCCUGCACCACAUGGAGCAGCACUGUGGCCUUCUCUCUGAGGACUACCGGCGGCUGGCCGGAUUAGACACGGAGCUCCAUCGUGCCGUGGCAACGCUGCAGAAAGCUUUCGCGACAGAGCACGAGGCCCUGGCGCUCAGUGUAAGUUCUCGUGAUAGCCAGCUAGCCAUCGGUUGA